AUGUCUCCAAAGAAUGUUGCUGAGCCGGAAGAGAUCACCGGACAGAGUGCCCUUCCAAUCUCCCGUAUCAAGAAGAUCGUCCAGCUUGACGACGAUAUUGUACAAUGUUCCAACAACGCGACCUUUGUGAUCGCCAUGGCUACUGAGAUGUUCAUUCAGUAUCUCGCCGAGCAGGGACACAAUGUGGUAAAGUCAGAACGGAAACCGCGAAAGACGGUGCAAUACAAGGAUCUGGCUACCGCAGUCUCACACAUUGACAACCUCGAAUUCCUCUCCGACGUGAUUCCUAAGACUACGACGUACAAGCAGUUCAAGGAAAACAAGGCCAAGGAUGCUGCUAAACACGCUGAGAUGGAAAAGGGCCAGCGCACUUUGAACGGAUCUAGCUCUGUGCCCAGCAACACCAAUGGCGCUUCUGCCGAAUCUACUCUACCUCAGCCUGAAGUGGCUAUAUUGUCACCAUCAGUUCCUCGCACACCCGUGGUCCCCGUGAGCGCGCUGAUCGCUGACCGAACGGUUGAUCAUUCGGCGCGGAAUGACCCUGACAUUGAAAUGAAGGACUGA
Molecule: messenger RNA, 564 nt
Organism: Penicillium brasilianum
Lineage: Eukaryota; Fungi; Ascomycota; Eurotiomycetes; Eurotiales; Aspergillaceae
Source: the annotation of a GenBank genome assembly